Molecule: messenger RNA, 4735 nt
Organism: Polyodon spathula (Mississippi paddlefish)
Lineage: Eukaryota; Metazoa; Chordata; Actinopteri; Acipenseriformes; Polyodontidae
Product: FERM domain-containing protein 4B-like
Exons: 22
Coding region: 16-3132 (1038 amino acids)
Biological process (GO): establishment of epithelial cell polarity
Cellular component (GO): adherens junction; cytoskeleton; bicellular tight junction
Molecular function (GO): cytoskeletal protein binding
Source: RefSeq, a predicted model, not a curated record
UUUAAAGGGAAAGCAAUGGCUUCAGCCUUUAUGUGUGGAGUUGAAGACUUUCUGAUCAGUGGCAGCCGGUUUGUUUGGGAUUUGACAAUCACUACUCUAAGGAAAUGGUACGGAGAGAGACUGAGGCACUGCCAGCAAGUCAUGAGGACGUGGUGUGGUCUGGGGGAUGUGUACCAGAUGUCCGAAGGCAGGCUCUGCCAGGUGCAUCUCCUGGAUGAGAGAAAACUGGAACUACUGGUUCAGCCAAAGCUUUUGUCACGAGAACUGUUGGAUUUGGUUGCAUCUCAUUUUAACCUCAAAGAAAAAGAAUACUUUGGAAUAAACUUUAUUGAUGAUACUGGCCAAUGUACCUGGCUCCAGCUGGAUCGCAAAGUACUAGAGCAUGAUUUUUCUAAGAAACCUGGACCCGUUGUCUUGAACUUCCUAGUCAGAUUUUACAUUGAGAGCAUAUCGUUCUUAAAAGACAAUACAACAGUGGAAUUAUUUUUUCUAAAUGCAAAAGCCUCCAUGUACAAGGAGGAUAUACAAGUGGAAAGUGAAACAGUAUUUAAAUUAGCUGCGUACACCUUGCAGGUAAGGGGUGUUUUUUGUUUUGAUGAAGGUGCAAGAGCAGAUCUCAAGAAACUGCCAGCUCUUCCUACCAAAGUUUUGAAGGAACAUCCAUCACUUGCUUACUGUGAAGACAGAGUGAUUGAGCAUUACAAGAAGCUGAAAGGUAUAACCCGUGGACAAGCAAUUGUACAGUAUUUAACUCUAGUGGAGUCCCUUCCUACUUAUGGUGUGCAUUAUUAUGAAGUAAAGGAUAAACAGGGACUACCUUGGUGGCUUGGGAUUAGUUAUAAAGGAAUUGGACAAUACGAUUUACAAGACAAGGUCAAACCGAGAAAGUUGUACCAGUGGAAGCAACUUGAGAAUCUGUAUUUCCGCGAGAAGAAGUUUGCUGUAGAAGUCAACGACCCACACAGAAGAACAGUUUCAAAACGUACUUUUGGACAGACCGGACUAGUGAUCCACACAUGGUAUGCAAGCCAUUCUCUGAUUAAGACCAUCUGGGUGAUGGCAAUCAGUCAACAUCAGUUUUACUUGGACAGAAAGCAAAGCAAAGCAAAAAUUCCAUCAGCAAGGAGUUUGGGAGAUAUCGCAAUGGACCUGACAGACAUGGGUGCCCCGAAGAGUUCAAAACUAACAAACCUGGAGGGGAAGAAUCCACUCAUCAUGGCCAGCAGUGGCAGUCUGAUCUCCUCAGGUUCCCAAGAUUCAGAGGUCAGUGAGGAGCAAAAGAAAGAGAAAAUAUCAGAACUCAGGAAAAAGGAAAAGGCUCUACAAGACAUUCUUGCUCAGAAAAUAGAAGAACUCAAGAAAAUUUGCCUGAGGGAAGCAGAAUUGACCGGUAAAUUGCCAAAGGAGUAUCCAUUGUCAACAGGGGACAAAACUCCAGCAAUAAGACGUCGAAUUGGCACAGCUUUUAAACUUGAUGAUUCUUUACCAAAUGAAGAGGAUCCCGAUUUGCAAAACCUGGAGAGUAGAUUUGCUCUUCAACAGAAAAUUGUGGAAGCUGCCAAGAAGCUUGCCAGUGAACCAGAAAUCUACAAAACUGUGAGGAAAAAAAGAAAGCAGAACUGUUAUGAUGCAGUGAAAAGACUGCAGGAGAUUGAGACUGCAAUCAAUGAAUACAGAAUCAAAUCUGGAAAGAAACCUACACAAAGAGCUUCACUCAUGCUACAAGAUGAUGUGAUUCCUUCAGAGACAAGCUCCCUGUCUGACAGCCUCACAUUGGAUGAUGAUGAGUCUCAGAGACCCCGGUCCAGAUCAGUUCAGUCUUCUCCAAAGCUCAAUGCCCCACACACUCUAGGAACGGAAUACAACAGACAGAGAAGAGCCUCUGCCUGUGAGCCUCAACACGGCAGGGAAAGGUUCAAUGAUGGUGGCAGUGUGCAGGUACCCCUGCAGUAUAAUCACAGAGAAGCCUUAUCAACACACAGCAGUCCUUACAAAACUCCAGCAAGACAGCCUCGUGAUGCGAGAAGCAUGCCUCCAACUCCAGUCAUGACUCGCAAUGCUUACAGCAGCAGUCAGUUACGCUCUGAUGGAACCCCUCAGCACUUUAGGCAACGCAGUGGGAGUUUGGAAUCCCAAACACAGCUGUUUUCUGAAACUGAACCUGAAAAGCCAAAGUUCACUCUCUCGCCAGCCAGAAGAAGCAACAGCACAGAGGUCCUGGAUGAUGGAUCCUCCUACACAAGCCAGUCCAGCACAGAAUAUCACAGCACAACCAGUAAAUCAGACCAGCACUAUCGCACACUAGAUUCUCGCACAAGGGACAAGAGGAGGCACAGGAAACAGAACAUGUAUGCAAACACAGGCAGCAUGCCAAAUCUAGCACAGAAUGGUUCGAGGCACUGUGUUUAUCAAACUGCACCACAUCAGCCUUCCCCUGCAUACUACGUUGCAGGAUACCCACCUUACACUGACUGUGAUCCUUACUCUAAUGGAGGAUACAUCUACGAAAAUGGGUCAGAGGGCCAUUAUAAUGUGAAUCCCACUUACCACACACCAGCCUAUUAUGGACAUGAAAGAUAUGGUCAUUACUAUGACAAGGAGAUGGAUCACCUCACCCAGAAUCCAUAUGCAACCAUAAGACCUCCUAGAAGUAGACCAGGUGCUAAAACCGAACACAUGGCCAAACACAUCCAGAAGGCACUAGUAGCAGAACAUCUCCGUGGGUGGUACAACCGCAACACCGGGUACAAAGACCAGAGCCAUAGCCUGCAGGCGGGCUAUGAAUAUGAAAGAGGAUCACAGCAAGGACUAGGCUAUCCUGCUAUGCCAGCAUCCUUCUCCCAAACCAGUAGAGCACCUUCGGUCUCUUCAGUUUCUUCAGCCACUAGCGCAGGAACCUGGAGGAGCCAGGUAACCGUUGGCCUUACAGACUAUGAUGUCCCUUUAAGCACUCCGCAGCCUUAUUUACGCUCGUACAGCGAUGUCUACAGCAGCAUGCCCACGCACAGCAGAUCAUAUAUUGAUGUGAAUCAAAUGGAAAACCCAGAAAGUAACCCAUUGGAAAACAGCUUAGACCCAGAUGACCAGUUGUUAUUUUGGCACGAGGAUUCCAAGCCUGGGACAAUAGUGUAACUAGUAGUUUACCAAUAGACAACAACUGUUCCCUGACCACGUUUCCUCGUUUUAUAAAGCUUUCAUUGUGUGCCUUGCACCACAGUUACCUACAACCAUUACCCUCCUACCCCUUACUGGUGCUGCUCACAAGCAUUGGUAAGAGACUGCUCUACAACAGUAUUUUACAACUAUGCAGAGAUGCAGCUGUGUGGUUAAGAGAGUUAGAAAACUUUGUUGGACGUGUAUGGUAAGUUGUACUGGCACUUGGAAAAUAUAUUAAAUUGCACUUUGAAAAAGAUUCUGAUGGUUUUGAAAAAAAGAAAAACUAUGCUGUAAAAAAGGGACUCAAUGCAAAUGAGCAUGGUCUGGAAAGACUAGGAAAUGGGAUGGAGAGACGGACUCGCGUGAGGUGUGCUUCAGUCAAGAUUGUAUUGAGACACAGCGGCACGUGUGUUGAAUGAUUUUGUGUGUUUUGGUACAAAGGAGGCCCCGACACAUUUUGAUAGAGCUAUUGAUAUGAAGGAUGACUUUAAUUGGAAAAGUACUUUUUAGAAUGAUUUAUAUGUGCAACAGUUGUCUGGUUGCAAACUCUUAAGAUACAGAGAAUUUGCUGGCAUCAAUUCAAGUUUACUGAUUAAAAUCAGUAUAUUGUAUUAUAUUUUGGUAAUGCCUGGUUCUAUACUUGUAACUACAUCCUGUAGUUAGCAUCAUCAUAUGACAAGAAAACUGCAAAAAAUAAACAAAAUCAAAAUACCUGUUUUAAUAAGAAUGAUCCAAAAAUGUGGAUGUCUGUGGAGCAUCUGAUUUUACCAUACCUUGUUUUCUAGUUGUAAUACUUAGUUUUGCUCCACUUAGUGUUAGAUAAAAAGGUUUAAAUCCUUAAAUGGUUCAUGCAUGAUCACACAAAUCAAGGAGUUUAAACUUUUGGCCUGCCAGUGUUUUUUAUUUUUUAUUAGUAUCCAACUAUACAAGAGGUGUAUCUUGCCUGGAAACAACAUUGAGGCGUUAUAUAAUCACUAGUUUUCAGUAUCGCUGCAAUAAAGAUUAAUAUAAGACAGUUAAAAAGCGAAUCAAGUACCUAUUCUGCUCAAAUCUAGAAGAAUCACGAGGGCUACACUACCUCAUACAAUCCAGUAACACCUCUGAUAAGGAGUUUCAGCUUGACAGUGUAAUACUGUGGCUUGUGUAUUUCAAGUACGUUUUUAAUACAAAAUCACACAUGUGUUUGUUAAACAGCUAUUCGUGCAUCCCAUGCUGGACUCCAUGGAAUGGUGCUGUUUCCUUACGUGAAAAGGAAUAUGUAACUACGUGUUAAUAAUGUAGAUAAGGAAAGUUUUUUGAUUUCCUUUUUUUUUGUUAAACAUUUUUAUUACCUGUGUUCAAAAAAGCAUGUAAUAUAUAGUACAAAAUAAAAUUUGGUAAGCUGGUUCUUAGUUAUUUGUAUCGUUAUAAUGCAUUUGAAUUCAUAUAGGGGAAUUUCAAAAGAAUAUGUCUUUAAAUUAUUCUUUUGCAUAUUUGUACAGAUUUCUUUAAAAACAACAAGCCUUUGUGUACUCUUUUACUAGUCAUGGCUGUACAACCUGUUUUGAAAUAGGAAGUCAAUAAAAAUGUGUGAAACAAA